AUGGAAAAAUUGGCUUUCGCCUUGGUUAUAGCAUCCAGGAAGCUCCGACCCUACUUCCAAGCUCAUACUAUCAGGGUGUUGACUGAAUACCCUCUAAAGAAAGUACUAAGAAAGCUAGAUCUUUCGGGAAGAUUAGCCAAUUGGGCUAUUGAACUAGGAGAAUUCGACAUCGAGUUUCUCCCUCGGAAUUCUCUCAAGGGCCAGGCACUGGCUGAUUUUCCGGCAGAAUUCACUAAUUUGCCAGACAUCACCAGCUGGCCAAGUAAUGAGACUUGGGUAAUCUACGUAGAUGGAUCAUCUACAAAGAAGCAUGGUGGAGCUGAAAUAGUAAUGAUUACUCCCGAUGGGGAAGAAUUAUGUAGUUCAUUGAAGUUGAAGUUCAAGACCACAAAUAACGAGGCCGAGUACAAGGCAGUUUUGGCAGGACUCGGUUUAGCUCUUGAAAUAGGAGCCGAAUUUGUAGAAAUACGGAGUGACUCCCAAGUCGUUGUAGGACACAUUCGAGGGGAAUUUGAAGCCAAGGGAGACAAGAUGAAGUUGUACUUAUCUAAGGUGCAGGAUUUGCAAGCUUUAUUUAAGAAGUUUAGCAUUGUGAAAAUUUCGAGACCAGAGAAUGAAAAAGCAGACCAGUUGGCCCGAAUUGCCUCAACAGCCAGUAAAGAAAUUGAAUCCGAGACUCCUAUCCAAAUUCUUCCACAAUCAUCAGUUACCGAGGCGGUGUCGGUCUCGACAGCCGAGAUCAUACCUAAUUGGCAACUAGAAAUCAUGGAAUACCUGGAAAGAGGAGUACUUCCUUCAGAUAGAAAGCUUGCUACCCGGUUGAAGGUGAGAGCCGAAAGGUUUACAAUGAUAAAUGGAGUCCUUUACAAAAGGGGUUUCACGUUGCCACUCUUAAAAUGUGUUUCAAAGGAUGAAGGAGAUUAUAUCCUUAGAGAGAUCCAUGAAGGGGUCUGUGGAAGCCAUUCUGGGGCCAGAAUAUUGGCGCAUAAAGCAGUCCGAGCAGAUAUAGUAGGACCACUGCCUCGGAGCAGGGGAGGUGUGCGGUUUGCAGUUGUUGCUGUAGAUUAUUUCACUAAGUGGGCAGAGGUUGAAGCCUUAGUAAAUAUCACAGCCAAAACAAUAGAACGAUUCUUAUGGAAGAACAUCAUAUGUCGGUAUGGCAUUCCCCAUGCUUUUAUCACGGAUAAUGGCAAGCAAUUUGACUGCGACUCAUUCCGAGCUUGGUGUGCCCAGCUGCGAAUAAGGAACUAUUACUCGUCUCCAGGGCACCCCCAAGCAAAUGGGCAGGCAGAAGAUCUGCCAGAAGUAUUGUGCGCAUACCGAACGACCAAGAGAAUUCCAAACGAAGAGACACCAUAUGCCUUAGCAUUCGGAACUGAGGCAGUCAUUCCAGCCGAGGUAGGUUCAGGUAGUUAUCGCGUAGAGACCUUCCAAUCCGAGACUAAUAACGAGGGGUUACAACUGCACUUGGAUUUCCUACAAGAGAAGUGGGAUCAAGCUCAAGUGGCUAUGGCAGCGUAUCAGGCAAGAGUGACUCGUUAUUUGAACAAAAAGGUCAAGCCUCGGAGCUUCAAAGUUGGAGAUAUGGUUCUACGUAAAGCUACUUUGGCAACCAAGGACCCGGCUGAGGGAAAGCUAGCUCCUAAUUGGGAAGGAUAUAGGGUGAUUGAGUGCAAAAGAGCAGGAGCGUACCACUUGGAAGAUUCCAAAGGUAAGGCUCUUUCGAGGCCUUGGAAUGCUGAGCACCUUAAAAAGUACUAUGUCUAA
Messenger RNA from Corylus avellana, 1767 nucleotides. NCBI's taxonomy places the organism in Eukaryota, Viridiplantae, Streptophyta, Magnoliopsida, Fagales, Betulaceae. The record is from RefSeq and is a predicted model, not a curated record.